UUUUUUUUUUUUUUUUUUUUUGCUUUCAGCUUUCAAAGACUGAAAGCAUGUCAUUCUACUUCCAGAAAUCCUCCCCCUCUACAGUGCUUUGAAUAGAACCCAUGCUCCAGGGUCUGCUGGGUAAAAAAUCACCCUACCACCAAGAGCUUUAUUUUCUGCCUGAACAUCAUCCCCACACUGAAAAAAAAAAAAAAAAAAAAAAGAUUUGCCAGGCACAGUAGCACAAACCUUUAAUCCCAGCAUUUGAGAGGCAAAGGCAGGUGGAUCUCUGUGAGUUCUAGGCCAGCCUGGUUUGCAUAGUGAGUUCUAGACCAGUCAUAGCUACAUAGUGAGACCUUGUCUCUAAAUAAAUAAAAAAAAAUAGCAAAAAAACCUUAUUUUCAUUUUAUGUAUAUAAAUGGUGUUUUUCAUGCCUGAUGACCUAGGAGGCCAGAAGAGGGUGUCAGAUUCCCUAGAUUUGGAGCUUUAGAGUCUAGAGUGAGCUGCUGUGUGGGUGCGGGGUCCUCUGCAAAAGCACCAGAUAUUCUUUUUUUUUUUUUUUUUUUUGGUUCAUUUUUUCGGAGCUGGGGACUGAACCCAGGGCCUUGCGCUUCCUAGGUAAGCGCUCUACCACUGAGCUAAAUCCCCAGCCCCAGCACCAGAUAUUCUUAACUACUGAACCAUAUUUCCAGCUCCCCCAAGGCCCAUUUUUAAUGGGCCAUUCAAUUACUCUUCCUUAUCGGCCUCUCUGUCCAUGGUCACUACUCCUAUGUUGACCUAGGUUACUUUUUUUUUUUCUGCUAUUCUCAGUCUACUUUUGCCACAAAACAUUGGUUUCCAGUCAUCAAUCCAAGCAAUCUUUUAAAUCAUUAACUCAGUCAUAGAUUCUCCUACUUAAGAGGUUUCAAUGAAUCCUCAUUGCCAUCUACACUGGGGGGGGGCCUAGAGAAAGCUAGCCUAAGCUAGCCUCCCUCCUUUACCUCCCAUCCAUUCUGCACCAUGUCUAUAGUACCUGUACGUCUGCUAAACAGCCUGCCUAUAGUUCCUGCCCUCUGACUUCUGACUGUGCUCCUAACCAGUCUUCUCUCAGUAUGUUAUAUCCCCUCUCCCAUCCUCUUAGGAAAAAACACAAUCAAAUGCCACCCCUAUCUAUGUCCUCUGGUGUCCCCAUCUAUACAUCCAUCACUGUGUGUUUUCCAUAGCCAGACCUGUGACCACCAGGUCAGACUGCACUUCAGGGAUCAGAUGGCAUACUUCUAAGUUUACCUGGCUCUCCCCACGUCCCAAGAGCCAUCAAAAGAAGGGUAGGUCACAACUCUCAGAGGGCCAUGGAAUGCUAAAGAACUGUCAGGCCUCUGGCCAGCCAUUAGCAAGCUUGGGAGGACACAGUAGAAACUCACAAAGGACACACCUGAAGCUAAGAGAAGGCCACAAUUUUCCAGGGCAUGUGGUUAGGAAGGGUUAGGUCUGACUUCCAAAUUGGCUUCCUGAGUCAUAGUCAAUUUUGCUCUGCCUGACUCAGGCAUCAGUCCCUGAGCACAUCUUCUGCCAGGCACUGGCCUGUGAGCUAAGGCUUAGCCAGGAAACACAGGCACUUCUAAUCUGGAAGAGCUCACAUGCUCGGAGGGGUAGAUCCAGGCGUGAGAAAGUCCAUUUAGCAGAUCAGAGGGUGGUAAGGACCCUUGUGCAUGGUGUUGGUUGCCUCACUUCAGGAAAUCAUGCUUUCAGAGGCUUUCCUAGUCUUUCUCCACAACUCCCCAAAGGUUGCAACUCUUUAAGACACAACUUCCCCUUGCUUUCUGGAAAGAAAUAAAAUAGAAUACUGCCCCCACCCCAUGCUUUGGUGAUGCCAUUCAUUCAUUGGACAGAUAUUUACUAAUUUUCAGGAAAUAUUCAAGAACAUAAUCAUCUUUCAGAGACCAAAGUUAAGGCCCUCCUAUAUAGCCUUAACUCUGGUCCUACCUUUCAGGGAUGGUCACCAACAUCUUUGCCCCUGAGGGCUCACGAUCAGAACAGGUUUUUUUUUUUUUUAAAGAUUUAUUCAUUUAUUAUAUAUAAGUACACUGUAGCUGUCUUCAGAUACACCAGAAGAGGGCAUCGGAUCUCUUUACAGAUGGUUGUGAGCCACCAUGUGGUUGCUGGGAAUUGAACUCAUGACCUCAGGAAGAACAGUCGGGUGCUCUUAACCGCUGAGCCAUCUCUCCAGCCCAACAGGUUUUGCUCAGCUCUGUGAAUUUUUGCACUUCCUGUGUUACCAAAAUUAAGAAUGUGUGUAUGUGAGAGUAUGUGUGUGAGAUUUUGUGUAUGUCUGGGUGUGUGUGUGUGUGUGUGUGUGUGUGUGUGUGUGUGUGUGUGAGAGAGAGAGAGAGAGAGAGAGAUUGUGUCUAAGUGUAAGAUUGUUUCUGUAAGUAUGUGUAUGUGGGCGUGAGAUUGUGUGUCUAUGUGGUAUUAUAUGUAUGUGUGUGCAUGCAUAUGUGUAAGUAUGUGUGUAUAAGAUUGUGUAUGUAUGUGUGCGUGUAAGUAUUGUAAGUGUGUGUGUGUGCAUGUGUGAAAUUUGUGUGUGUGUGUGUGUGUGUGUGUGUGAGUAUGUGAGUGUAUGUACUGGUAAAUGGAAGAUUUUAGGAAAGGGCCUUUAUCACGAGCUGUUGCCAGAGGUUCCUUGGCAGGUGGGUAGCUCUUUGAGGCUCAUGUGAAGUAGGAUGGCAGCAGGGCUCAAGACAAGAGAAGAGAUGUAAUCAUUUUGCUAGAAGAGAACAAAAGCCCAACAUGGCUGGAGAACUCUUCUUGCAUGCGUGCAUUGGUGGACGGACUAGUUAUGAGGAUCCUUAGGUACUGAGUGAAGAGCAAGACUUUAUCCUUAGAGUAAUGACAGCCUGGGCUUUAAUCUGGGGGACUGUAGAGUCAUAUAAUAUCUGUGCUUUGCAAAGACUACCCAGGCAAUAGGAUAUGUGUCACAAGGACCUUGGUCUUUAUUUCUAGAUGAGUUGAUAGUGACGUGACCCUAGUUGGGGGCAAAGGAGAAGAAGAGUGAGAGAAAUUCAAGGGAUAUUUAGGAAGCAGAAUGCAAAGUUUGAUGCUUCAAGGGCUCUCGAGAGAGAGGGAGGCUCCUGAAUGAUACUUGGGCCUUGGACCUUGGCCCAAGGUCCUUAAUGAAGCGGGGAGGCUGAAGUUAGGAAGACAGUGACAUCAUUAGUCUGGACAGGUAGCAUCUGAAGGGACAGCUGCACAUAUGGGUAGAGGAAUGAGGGAUCUAAGCUAGAGACAGCUAGACAGCUUUUGGAAGAGCCAACAGUCAGUCAUGUCAGUGAAAUGUCUAGUGAAGGAUAAAGCAUGUUAGGAAAGUGCUCUACUAGAACACUCCAAUAUAUUGUGCGGAUAGGGACAGGCUCUUAGAAAAAGGACUAAGUAUGUUAUGCCUCUACCCAUGUUCAUUCAUCCUCUGGACCUCCCACCCUCAACCUAGGUCUUACUUUUUGGGGGGGGGGGCGGGGAAGGGAGGUUGGUUUUUUUUUCAAGACAGGGUUCCUCUGUGUAGCCCUGGCAGUCCUGGAACUCACUUUGUAGACCAGGUUGGCCUCAAACUCUCAGAGAUCUGCCUCCCUUGGCAUCUUGAGUGCUGGGAUUAAAGGCAUGCACCACCACCACCUGGGAUUAGCUCCCUUGUCUUAUCAUGCUUGUCAAAGGUAAUGGGCCAAGGAUGCUCCCCAUGUUCGAGUAUAAGCUUUUCCAUUCCUACCUUGUGGUUCUUGGAGAAGCUUCUUUCUGGUGUUUUAACAGUACCUAUCUGGGCUGGAGAGAUGGCUCAGAGGUUAAGAGCACUGACUGCUCUUCCAGAGAUCCUGAGUUCAAUUCCCAGCAACCACAUGGUGUCUCACAACCAUCUGUAAUGGGAUCUGAUGCCCUCUUCUGGUGUGUCUGAAGACAGCUACUGUGUGCUUAUAUAUAGUAAAUAAAUUAAAAAACAAACAAACCAGUACCUAUUCAUUUUCCAUUAAAAUCGUAGUUUCAGGGCUGAGCAUGUAGCUUAUCAGUAGAGCACUUGCCAAGCAUGUACAAGGAAGGUCCUGUGUUCCAUCCCCUGAAAACCACUGAAAGAGUGUGAUUUCCUAGGCAAGCGCUCUACCACUGAGCUAAAUCCCCAACCCCAUUGGAGUAUGCCUUUUAUCCCGGCACUCAAGAGGCAGAGAUAGGUGAAUCUCUGAGUUUUGAGGCCAACCUGGUCUACAGAGUGAGUAACAGCUAGAGCUACAAAGAGAAACCCUAUCUCAAAAUACUAAAAUAAAAAAAAAAGAAAGAAAAAAGAAAAAUAAUGUCAUUUGAGGAGGGCCAUCUCAUUAAUGAGCGACAUAUAACCAACGAGGUAAUUUUUUUUUCCUCUUCAAAUUGGCCAUCGUGGGCAUGAUGUAUGAGUAAGCACUCUGAAAAGGAGGAGGAAUUGGUUUGAGUGUUUUAGAGCAAGGUGUAUUAUCAGAAUGUCAAGUACUAGCCUUGUUUCUCUGUUAACCACUUUGAAAAAUUUACCCCAAAGAAAUAGUUGUUCAAGUCAGGAAAAGUACAUGCCUAAAAAUGUUGUUACUCAUUUGUUUCAUCAGAGCUAAAUUGAUGAUGUUGUGAUAGGUUUGGAAUUUUGGGUUUCUUAAAAAAAAAAAAAAAAAAAAAAAAAACAACAACAAGCACUUGCUUAGCAAGCGCAAGGCCCUAGGUUCGGUCCCCAGCUCUGGAAAAAAAAAAAGAAAAAGAAAAAAGAAAAAGAAAGGAAAAAAGAAAACAACAACAACAUAAGAAUAUGUUUUUGUUUUAGUCCCAGGUGUGGGAUGUGGGGCUGCUUCAGAUUGUUCACAGCUGCUGACUAUGAUUUUGCCAGUUGCAGAUAGUUUCUUCGAUUGUGUGAUGUUUGGAAUUCUGGGGGACUUUUUAGAUAUAAAUGCUAGGGACCAAAGAGACAUGGUGAAUUGUUGGUUGGUUGUUGGUUGUUGCUUAACAGUUUGUUAAGCAGCCAUGUGUAAAGAAGAAACAACAAGAAGACAGUUUAGAUAUCCUGAUUUCGAAGAUUAUUAAGGUUUAUAUACACUCAACCCAGGGAAUGGCACUAUUAGAAGAUGUGGCCCUGUUAGAGUAGGUGUGUCAUUGUGGGUGUGGGCUUUAAGACCCUCGUAGCUGCCUGGAAGUGAAUAUUCUGCUAGCAGCCUUCAGAUGAAGAUGUACAGCUCCUAGUAUCUCCUGCACCAGGCCUGUCUGGAUGCUGCCAUGCUCCCACCUUGAUGAUAAUGGACUGAACCUCUGAACCUGUAAGCCAGCCCCAAUUAAAUGUUGUCCUUCUAAGACUUGCCUUGGUCAUGGUGUCUGUUCACAGCAGUAAAACCCUCAGACAAAGAUCAAAUUUGCCCCAAGGAACUUGAUGUGCCUAAGUAGUUUAACAAUAACAUCACCUUGUUUCCAACCCCUGACUUUAUUCAGAGAUUUCUUUCCUUCCCUCUCUAUCCUUUUUUCUCUCUUUUCUAGUGUUAGAGGGUUGAAGGGUGGAAGAAAGAAGAUCUCACAAAGCAGCCAAAGGGAGGCCCCUCAUGCCCUAGCUACAGGAAGUAGUCACGUGUGGGCCCUUUAUUAGACCCUGCCAUAUAAGCUCAGGGCACAAGUGGCCAGGAACUCCUUAGGCAAGGAUCAACAAGCAAAGGCCAUGCUGACUGCAAUGUUGCUGAGCUGUGUCCUGCUGCUGGCACUGCCUCCCACAUUGGGGGUCCAUAUGGGCGUGGCACCACUGAAGGGCAUCAGAAGGUCUGACCAGGCCCUGUUCCCAGAGUUCUCAGGUCUAAGUCUGAAGAAGACAGCAGCAGACCGAGCAGAAGAUGUUCUGCUGCAGAAGGCAGAAGCUUUGGCAGAGGUGCUAGAUCCACAGAACCGCGAGUCUCGUUCUCCGCGUCGCUGUGUAAGGCUGCACGAGUCCUGCUUGGGACAACAGGUACCUUGCUGCGACCUGUGCGCCACGUGCUACUGCCGCUUCUUCAAUACCUUUUGCUACUGCCGCAAGCUAGGUACUGGCACCACGAACCUCUGCAGCCGCCCCUAGCCAACGGAUGUUGGGCAAAGGCAGGGGACGCGAAUAAACGAUGGGACUAACUCUAAA
Molecule: messenger RNA, 6103 nt
Organism: Rattus norvegicus (Norway rat)
Lineage: Eukaryota; Metazoa; Chordata; Mammalia; Rodentia; Muridae
Source: RefSeq, a predicted model, not a curated record